UCCCCUGAUGCUUCAAGGAGCACCUGUCGUCCCAACAUCCUUUGCGUGUCCAAUAUGGAAGAACUGGCGGUGGAGGUCCGUGGCUCCAACGGGGCUUAUUACAAGGGCGUUGUCAAAGAUAUCCACGAUGACUCUCUCACCAUUGCCUUUGAGAACAAUUGGCAGCCAGAGCGCCAGGUGCCCUUCAGUGACGUCAGGUUGCCACCGCCUGCUGAUGGCAAGAAAGAGAUGGGAGAGGGGGAUGAGGUGGAGAUCCUCUCCAGAGCCAAUGAACAGGAGCCUUGUGGUUGGUGGCUGGCUAAAGUCCGCAUGAUGAAGGGAACGUUCUAUGUGAUAGAGUACGCAGCCUGCGACGCUACCUACAAUGAGAUAGUGACCUUUGAGCGUCUGCGGCCAGUCAACCCCAACAAGGCCAUCACCAAGAACACCUUUCACAAGUGCACUGUCCCUGUUCCUCAGGAUCUACAAGAAGCGUGCCAGAAUGAGAACGCCCAUAAGGACUUUAAGAAAGCUGUUGGAGCCUGUCGCAUCUCAUACUGCCCUGAGACCAGCCAGCUACUGAUUGUGUCUACCAAUGAGGCGACAGUGAAGCGCGUGUCUUUGCUGAGUGACAUGCACCUGCGCAGCAUCAGGACCAAGCUGCUGUUAAUGUCACGAAACCACGAGGCCACAAAACACCUGGAGAGCUCCAGGCAGCUGGUGUCGUCCUUCCAGGAGGAGUUCACAGUGAGAACGGAUCUGAUGGGCCUGGCCAUUGGCAGCCAUGGCAGCAACAUCCAGCAAGCACGAAAAGUUCCAGGUGUCUCUGCCAUCGACCUGGAUGAGGAGACUGGCACUUUCAGGAUUUAUGGAGAGACAGCGGAGGCAGUGAAGAAGGCGAGGAACUACCUGGAGUUUGUGGAGGAUUCUGUUCAGGUGCCCAGAAACCUUGUUGGCAAAGUGAUUGGUAAGAACGGUAAGGUCAUCCAGGAGAUUGUGGACAAGUCAGGUGUGGUGAGGGUCAGGAUAGAAGGAGACAAUGACAACAAGCAGCCCCGACAGGAAUUGACACAGGGAAUGGUCCCAUUCACCUUUGUUGGUACUAAGGAAAGUAUUGGCAACGUUCAGGUCUUGCUGGAGUACCACAUCUCUUACCUCAAUGACAUGGUGGAGCUUCUUGUGGAGGGCCGGCAGCUAGAGGAAGAGCUGAGGCAGAUUUUGGAUUUUACACAGGGAAGCAGCCUAGCAACAUUCAGAACAUGCAACAAAAGGCACACUGGAUGUGGUGGAGAUGAGGUCGAGCAGCUUCGUCUGGAGAGGAUGCAGAUUGAUGAACAGUUACGUCAGAUCACCCAGGGUCACCGCCCAGGGGACAGAGGAGACAGAGGAGACAGAGGAGACAGAGGCGACAGAGGCGAAAGAGGAGGAGGAGGAGGUUAUAACGCAGAUGGCAGUGCCAAUGCUUCCUCGUCCUCUUUACAUGGCAGUCGCUCCUACAAUGGUCGAGGGCGUGGGCGGAGAGGCCAUGGCUACAGCGCUGGAUAUGGCACCAACUCAGAGCAGUCCAAUGCCUCUGAGACUGAUUCAGAGCGCAGAGAUGAGCUCAGUGACUGGUCUCUUGCUGGAGAGGACCAGGACAGGGAGAGGGAGAGAGGCUCCCGACCACAAAGAGAUGGUCGCAGGAGGCCUGGACCCGGCAGAGGCCGAGGGGGCCCUGGAGGACGGGGAAGAGGAGGAAGAGGAGGAUACAGCAACAGCUCUGCAGGGCAUCAGUACCAUGAGGAUAACAAUGCCUACGGUGCUGCAGAGACAAACACUGAGACUGACCAGACAGCUGAUACAGAUGCUAGCGAGUCAAACAUGCCUGCAAAUCGCCGCAGAAGAUCCCGGCGGCGUAGAACAGACGAGGACACCACACUGAUGGAUGGCAUGAGCGAGUCAGACAACGCCUCAAUGAGUGAAAAUGGAAUCGAUGACUCAGAGGCUAAACCUCAGCGUCGUAACCGUAGUCGCCGUCGCCGUGCCCGCCUGCCUGAGGAGAGGCAGCCAGUGACAGUGGCUGACUACAUAUCCCGGGCUGAAUCUCAGAGCAGACAGAUGACCACAAACAAGGAAACCAAGAAGAGCAAGGAUGUGGGUCAGGUGGAUGCCAUUGCAGAGGACGGCCCACCGUCUGCCCCGGCAACCACCAAUGGUUCCAACGCUGCCGCCAGCGAGGGCAGCGAUGCCACCGGAGCUCCCGCCAAAGUCUCCUACCAGGGGGACUCUAACCUGCAACCUGUUGUUAAUGGACUCUCCUAGUCAGACCUGAGCAAAGGAAAUGGUUUCAAAUAUUUGAAAUGAUUUGGCUGCGCCUAAUUUAAUCUCCCUGUCUCUGGAGCAGCCUUUAAAAUGAAACACAAGCACUGUUAUUUUUUACUUUGCAAGUAUUUGAAACCUGUUCCACUGCGCAAGGUUUCUGAGGUCUGAACCUCAACCUCCCCUUUACACACACAUUCUGUCCAACUAUUCAUUUUACUACAGUUUUUUUUACAAUAGUUCUUCCUGUAUGAGCUUGCCAAAGAUAGUCAAACACACACAAACUUACAGACGUCUACGUAACUGUACAUUUCAGUCCGCUCUUCAUUGAGAGCUCAGGGAGAGGUCGGACUGAAUGCAGUAUUUAUAAAAUGCAGACAGGGAUUCCACUCAAACCCAUACUAUGGUAUCAAUGCAGCAGUUGUUUUUUUUAUCAGUACAAAUAAUAUCAAAGCAGGAUUUUAGAACAGAAACAUGUCCGCCUUUUACCAGGUGGGCUCAGAAAGAUGCUUCCACAACAUUUUUCAGGAUGUUUUGUGCAUCUGUAGUUUGUAAAUUAAAUAUUCUGCAUGAGCAGUACCACAGUGCAGAUAGGUUUGUUGGAAACCCAAGUAUGUUUGACAUACACGUGAUCAUCUGUUGUGCCUUGAGAGUAGAUUCAACAUGUUGUUGCCUGGCUCUGCACACCAUCUGAAAUCUUUUCACUUGUUUCCGUGUUACUCUGUCACCCUUGCCUGCCACAGUUGAACCACAAGCUGUCUCCUUGUGCUUUAUAUUCCCUUAUGGCACUGUAGGCGGGUGGAGGCAAACACUGAAAGUCCCUGAAAGGAUUUCAGAGGCAUAUCUUUUUAAAAUCAGGUGUGUCUAUUCUUAAUGUUUGUGGGGAAAAAAAAGAGUCCAGUUAUCCUUUAUAUAUAUAUCUGUUGAGGAGUUUGACAUUAGCUGCUUUCUGUUUUUCAAUAUGCAACCACUUUGGUCAUACAAGAAAUGUUAUUACAGCAUUGUCUGGAAAAGAAACAAACAAUAGAGGAGUUGUUUUCUUUGCACUGAAACAUAGCCUUUUUUCUGUUAAAAAGUUGAUUGUAGUUGAGUCUGGAAACUGGCCUGUUUACUGUUAAGUGCUGGACAGAGAUGUAGCCAUCAGUGCUGGGUUUCCUGGAAACAUCUCAUUGCUAAACAUCGGGCACUUCCAUCAGAUAUAUGACAAGCAGGGAUAAUGAGUGCUGUUUCCUCCCAGAAAUCCAGCUAAAUCAGAAGAGACUCAAAGCCGGUUUGCAGUAUCUUGGAGAUUGAUAUCCCCUUGUAAAUGCUCUCUAUAGCAAAAGUCUUGUUUUGAGUACCCUGGUGUUGGAGAUGUUUCUGGAAAACCAAGCCCAGGUGACGAUGAUGUCAUUUUCAUGGUUCUUCCACAGACUGGCUGGCUGGAAACUGGUCACGACUGUUCCUCUGAGGAAGGAGAUUUAUUUGGUUUAUUUAUUUAAAAAAUGUACAGUAUUUAAACAAAAAAAAAGGGGCAAAACAAGAGAAGCUCUUCUUUUUCUCGACACUAAAACGUGAGUUACUUAGAGUUUCCUUUUGAGACAAAUGACAAUUUGGACUACUGAGAGUUGUGACAUCCCAAGUGUUUUUGUUGGGGCAACUACAGUAUGUUUUUUUUUUUUUCUUCUUUUUUUUAAGGAUCAUUCUGGUUGGUUGAUGUGCAAUAUGUUUUGUAUGCAGUUAGUUCUUAAAUAAACUUGAUCUUCCAUGUAGAUCUCAAA
Messenger RNA from Epinephelus moara (kelp grouper), 4037 nucleotides. RefSeq names its product FMR1 autosomal homolog 1 (gene fxr1). The transcript is spliced from 19 exons. Bases 55 to 2280 code for a protein of 741 amino acids. Gene Ontology annotation, cellular component: presynapse; dendritic filopodium; growth cone. Gene Ontology annotation, biological process: regulation of modification of synaptic structure; positive regulation of protein phosphorylation; regulation of dendrite morphogenesis. The record is from RefSeq and is a predicted model, not a curated record. Gene Ontology annotation, molecular function: protein homodimerization activity; mRNA 3'-UTR binding; translation regulator activity. NCBI's taxonomy places the organism in Eukaryota, Metazoa, Chordata, Actinopteri, Perciformes, Serranidae.